This is a messenger RNA of Dissoconium aciculare CBS 342.82, 4257 nucleotides long. RefSeq names its product P-loop containing nucleoside triphosphate hydrolase protein. Gene Ontology annotation, cellular component: catalytic step 2 spliceosome. Gene Ontology annotation, biological process: mRNA splicing, via spliceosome. The coding region runs from base 1 to 4257 and encodes 1418 amino acids. Lineage: Eukaryota; Fungi; Ascomycota; Dothideomycetes; Mycosphaerellales; Dissoconiaceae. The record is from RefSeq and is a predicted model, not a curated record. Gene Ontology annotation, molecular function: mRNA binding; helicase activity. The transcript has a single exon.
AUGGCACGACCCAGCAUUGAUGAUCUCACCGGCGACCAUGAGCUUGCCAAAUUGGCCCGUGAGACUUGGUUGAUUGGCUCCAGCAAUGUGCAAGUGCGACCUCAAAUCGUGGAGCAAAUCUGGCAGAAUGUUGAAGCUUCUGGGUACUCCAACUUCGACCUACUCCUCCUGGAACAACUCCAAACUCUGGAGCGGUAUCUCUGGCCAGGAUAUAGCGAAGAUGCUUCCAAUCAACAUGUUCUGCUGCUUGCACUAUUGUGCAGCACCAAGAGGAGGGAACAUCUACCCGUCUGGCCCGUGUUUGCGAGUCGAUUGGACGAGUUCACGGAUUUCUUCUCGCGCGUCGCUCAUUUGAUCUUGGACACUGCAUUGAGCACGACUCUACGCACGCAUCUUCUCGGGUUUAUUGUCGCAGCUUUCCAAAGCCUCGAUCAUGGAAUCGUGCGAAAGGAAUGUGCGCCGUUGGUCUCGAUUGCGAUUUGGCAUCACUUGCAUAGUGACAAGGCGCGGGAAUCUCAAUUCACACAAAACUCGCGACUGCAGAAAGCGUGGUCUGCUUCAGCGAAAAAAUAUGACGGUGCGGAGAGUCCGGUCCAGGCGAGGUUGCGAUUUGAGAGAAGCUGGUUAUACACCCUGGUUCUUCAUUUCCUCGACAAAAUCUAUCGCUCAGAUAGCACGAGUGCCGAUGAGAAGCAGGCCGAUUUACUAUUCUGCGAACGGCUACUCGAGUUGCUCUGUGACGUCCAAUCACAGCUCCCCACAAGGAGAUAUGUGAAUGCACUGCUCAAAGAUUUGAAUCUGCUCCCCGCUUUGGUCCUUUCACCGAUGUAUCGAACUGAGGAAUCAAUCCGAAACUCCUAUCGGCUACUACAGCACUACACGGACUUUCCUGUAGAUGAUCACAGCGGUCAUCAAUUGAGCAGACAGGAGUUCGAGGAAUCUCAAAAUGUGGCCGUUUCGCGACUGCAAAAGACUGCUCUAAAGCUGCAACCUGAGAAACUUAAAAUCCUCAUGCUCGCCAACUUUUCUUCGUUGAUGCAACGAGACGAAGUUAAAGGACAUCUUGAGGAGAUUACAGAUUCUGAGUUGUUAGAAUUGUGUAGAGAGACAGGACUGCGUACGACCGAAUAUCCCGCGAAGUCUCUUUUGAUACAGGACAGAACUUUCCUCUUGGAGUGCCUAUACGCCUUGAUUGAAAAGAAGGUCAUCUACACGGAUCGCAUGCGCGAUCUCCCAAUUCUGCCCACGGAAAAGACGCUGUAUGACCCGUCUCUCCUCCAUACCGAUGACUACGACGGGUCCCGUCCUUUGGCGAUCCCGCGACUCAAUCUGCAAUACCUCACCAUUGGCGACUUUCUGUGGCGUGCCUUUACUCUCUACCGUCUUGAGAGUCUUUUCGAGCUGCGGCGGCAUAUCGAAGAUGUCAUCAAAAGACUACAACCACGGCAACAAAAUGGCGCCCUCCGAUGGGACGGGUUUUCUAGAAUGGCCAUCCCCAUCGCGAAGCCUGCUGUUGUCGACACUGUUCCAGCUAGAGUAGGCGAGACUGUACCAGCAGAAGUCAAGGCUGAGGUCAUCCUGGAUGUUAGCAGAUUGCAGCCAGGUUUGAGGAAGGAGUGGGAGCAGCUUCGUCCUGGAGAUAUUGUUUACCUUGUUGCUGUGGAGCCCAACACGAGUUCUGAUGCAAAGCCAGUCAAUGGCCACGGCCAUAAGCCAUCAGCGCAGAAUAGUGGCAUCAAGGCUGUAAGGUGUGCCGAAGUUAUGAGCGUGCUGGACGGCGCCGGGAAGCCUCUCCGAUACGGGAACACUGAGGAGAACAGACCUAGACAACGUCGUCUGCUAGUGCGGUUAGACACUGCGGCAUACAAGGCGGACAACGAUCGCAGCAACUUAGGCAAAGGCGACAUCUACGAAAGUAUCAACCUCAUAGUUCGAAGGAAAGCUCGCGAGAACAAUUUCAAGCCUGUGCUAGAGAGUAUCAGACAGCUAUCUCUCACUGAAACGCCCAUCCCAUCGUGGUUCACCGAGGUGUUUCUCGGUUUCGGAGACCCGUCUGCAGCGUCAUACAAACGACUUCCUAGUCGUCUCAAGAGUGUGGACUACCGAGAUACGUUCGUUGACUGGCAACAUCUCAUCGAGUGCCUGCCUGGUCGCACUCUCGAGCCAGAUCCGACGCAGGAUUCUAGUUUCGCACCUCCGUAUGUUUUGGAAUCAGACGGCGUCUCACUACCGACAGCUCCGAAGAAAGGUAAAAAGCGCAGGCAUGAUCAGCCUGAUGGACCUGGUUCGGCACCUCUCGUGGAGACUGUGAAGGUUUCCUCAUACAAACCCAUCAACUCAGGUCCUUAUAUUACCGACGCACCUAAGCUCAAUGCGGUCCGCUUCACACCAACGCAGAUAGAGGCCGUCACUUCUGGCACCCAACCAGGGCUCACUCUUAUCGUCGGACCGCCAGGAACCGGCAAGACUGAUGUCGCAACACAAAUCAUUAGCAACAUCUAUCACAAUUUCUCUCAACAGCGAACGCUACUCAUCGCUCAUUCAAAUCAAGCAUUAAAUCAAUUGUUCCAGAAAAUCAUCUCUCUUGACAUUGAUGAACGUCACCUGCUUCGUCUGGGUCACGGAGAAGAAGAUCUCGAAUCCAGCUCAAGCUUCAGCAAAGCGGGUCGAGUCGAGUCUUUCCUCGAACGAGGCGCACAAUAUCUUGCGGAAGUUCAACGACUUGCGGCGAGCAUCGGCGCUCCAGGUGCACACGGUAGCAGCUGUGAGACGGCCGACUACUUUGAUCAGGUUUAUGUCAAACCACGAUGGAAACAUUUCACAGACCUUGUGCAGGGCUCAGGUGAUGAUGCAAGCGUUGUCUCUCGCGUCUUCCCAUUCCAUGCAUUCUUCGCGGAUGCCCCUCAACCGCUCUUUCCACCACAAGCUUCGAAGAAGCAGCUGCUGGAUAUUGCUGGUGGAUGUGAGAGACACGUUCGACGAAUCUUUGAUGAACUUGCUGAUAUUCGUCCCUUCGAGAUUCUCCGUGCUCAGCGCGACAAGGCGAACUACCUCCUUGUCAAGGAGGCUCGCAUCAUCGCCAUGACUUCCACUCAUGCUGCUAUGCGGAGGCAAGAAAUUGCUAGCCUGGGCUUUCACUACGAUAACGUGGUCAUGGAGGAGGCUGCUCAAGUCACCGAGAUCGAAAAUUUCAUCCCUCUGAUCAUGCAAACUCCUGACCCGGCCGAUCUUACCAAGCAUCAAUUACAGCGCAUCAUCCUCGUCGGCGACCAUUUGCAGAAUUCCCCCGUCAUCCAACAUCCCGCCUGUAAAUCCUUCGCCAAUCUCGAUCAAAGUCUCUUCCAACGAUUGAUUCGUCUAGGGGCACCUCACAUCCUUCUCGAUGCCCAAGGCCGCUCACGAUCAUCUCUCUCCCGCCUUUACGCCUGGCGUUAUCCACACCUCACCGAUCUUCCCUCCGUCACCACACAACCCGAAUUUCUCACCGCCAACGCCGGUCUCCGCCACACAGCUCAAUGGAUCGAAGUUCCCGAUUACAAAACUCGCGGCGAGACCUCUCCAGCACCACACGUCUACCAGAACCUCGGCGAAGCUGAAUACGUCGUGGCUUUGUACAUGUACAUGCGUCUCCUCGGCUACCCAUCCCACACAAUUAGUAUCCUGACCAUGUACGCCGGCCAGACGGCGCUGAUCCGCGACGUCCUCGCCCGCCGCUGCAAAGACCACCCACUCUUCGGCCUCCCGGCAUGGACAGGCACCGUGGAUAAAUUCCAGGGCGAGCAGAGCGACUACGUCCUCCUCUCCAUGGUGCGCACGAAGAGCAUCGGCUACCUCCGGGACGUCCGACGUCUCACCGUCGCGCUUUCCCGCGCGCGACUGGGUCUUUACGUCUUCGGCCGCAGAGCGAUUUUCGAAAGCGGCAUGGAAACCCGCGAGGCCUUCACGAGUCUGUGGAAUUGCACCACCGCCGCAGAAGAAAACGCCUUGCAGCUCGUCACGGGGGAAAUCUUCCCCGCGGAGAGAAGUGUCGAUGCGGUGGUGGAGGCUACGCCCAUGCAGGGCGUCGAACAUCUCGGUCAGUAUGUCUUUGAGAUGACGAAGGCUAAGAUGGAUCAGCUCAGGGCUGAGGGCGAGGGAAUGAUGCCGCCUGCUUUGACGGCGUUGCCGGAUAGGAGGUUGAGUGAGAUGGCGCAGGACGAUGAGGAUGAGGAUGGGCAGCAGGAUGAGCCUGUGGUGGUCGAUGAGGAAGUCAACUGA